AUGUUUAAGGAAAUAAGUAUGAUAGCUGGUUUACUUGGAGAUAAUAAUGCUUUUUUAAAUAAUAAUAAAAGAUUAGGUGAUGGUAAUACUAAUAUAGAUAGUAAUAGUGCAUUCCAAGCACAAUUUAUGAAUGCCGCUGUUGCUUCAUUAACUGGAGGUGGACAACAAAAUUGUACUUUGUCUACAUCUACUAACACUUUUAAUAGUAUUGAUGGAACACAAAAUAUGUAUAGUCAUGGUGGAAUAAUUAAUAGUCAUAAUAGUUCUCUUAAUAAUAGUCAUCUUUUUACUGAUUCUCUUAAUAAUGGUACACAAGUUUUAAUAAAUGGGGGAAGAUUUAAUCAAUCUUCUUCUCCUGAUACUAAUUCUCCUAAUUCACAUUCACCAAGUUCUGCUGAUAGUUCUAUUAAUCAAGUUCUUGGAAAUCCACAUUCACAACAACAUCAAGAUCAAUUUAAUAGUAUCACUGGUUUAUUUCAUCAUCAACAACAAUUUAAAACAGAACAACCAUUUGAUGUUUCUGGUAUUAUUAAUAAUAUGAAUAAUUUUAAUGGACAUCUAACUUUUCCUCCAUCUUCUUUAAGUUCUUUUACCCAACUGCCAUUUCAACAUAAUACUACUUCUAAUUUUUUAUCUCAUGUUAAUUCACAUCAAAAUCCCUCAACAAUGUUAAUGAAUUCACAAUUUACCUCUCUUGGUAGUGGAAGUAGUAAUAUUGGUAAUUUACCCUUACAAAAUAAAAUUCAAUCAAUUAGAAGGUCCCGUACAUUGACUGAUGGAAUGGUAAAAUGUAAAUAUUGCCCAAAAAAAUUUCAAAAUCAUGAUGUGUUACGUCGUCAUAUGGGUGAUUGUCGAUCAGUUCGAUCCCAUGAAUGUCCACAAUGUGGAAAACGUUUCAAGGCUAGGGGUGGUCUUCAACAACAUGCCAGAAUUCAUUUACAAGAAAGAAAUUAUAAUUGUAGAUAUUGUCCAAAAAAAUUUAAUCAAAAAAGUCAUGUAGAUCAACAUGAAAGAAUACAUACAGGUUCUAAACCAUUUACAUGCCAAUUUUGUGGUAGAAAUUUUAGGCAAAGAUCCCAACAAAUGGGUCAUGAACAGACGCAUUUCAGUAGUGUUGUUCCAGAGAAAGUUGAUCAAAUUACAGGAAAUGUUGUUCAUGUUGCUGGAAAAGAUAAUAAUUUAGAAAAUAGAAGAAAUGAAAAUAAUAAAGUUACAAAUGAAAAUAAUCAUAUAUCUGGAACUACUUCAUUAGGAGAUUCGGAAGUAAAUAAUAUUCAUAAAGCACCAUGA
Molecule: messenger RNA, 1290 nt
Organism: Strongyloides ratti
Lineage: Eukaryota; Metazoa; Nematoda; Chromadorea; Rhabditida; Strongyloididae
Product: Vielfaltig
Exons: 5
Coding region: 1-1290 (429 amino acids)
Biological process (GO): regulation of transcription by RNA polymerase II
Molecular function (GO): RNA polymerase II cis-regulatory region sequence-specific DNA binding; DNA-binding transcription factor activity, RNA polymerase II-specific
Source: RefSeq, a predicted model, not a curated record